GCGGAUCGGGCCCUGCGGGGAGGCCGUGCCGGAGAGGAUCAGCGGGGGCCGGGACCGAGGACAGGAUCCCGUGCCGCAAGAGGGGCCCAGGCGGGGGCCAAGCUCAGGCCGCGAGGGUCGCCUUCCGCCACCGGUCAUGCCCACAGCGCUGUGCCCCCGAGUCUUGGCUCCGCAGGAAAGCGAAGAGCCCCGAAAGAUGCGGAGCCCCCCGGGGGAGGACCAUGGUCCGCAAGCAGAACCACCAAGCCCCGAGUCUUCCCGCCGGCUCUUCCGCCGCUUUCGCUACCAGGAGGCGGCAGGGCCACGCGAGGCUCUGCGCCGCCUGUGCGAGCUGUGCCGGGGCUGGCUGCGGCUGGAGCGGCGCAGCAAGGAGCAGAUCCUGGAACUGCUGGUGCUCGAGCAGUUCCUGGCCAUCCUGCCGCGCGAGGUGCAGAGCUGGGUGCGCGCACAGGAGCCAGAGAGCGGCGAGCAGGCGGUGGCGGCGGUGGAGGCACUGGAGCGCGAGGCGGGCCGGCCCUGGCAGUGGCUCAAGCACUGUGAGGAUCCAGUGGUAAUCGAGGACGGGGAGCAGGAGCCAGAGCAGCCACAGACGGAGCCGGCAGGGAGCCCUGACACCCAGCUCUUGGCCCUGGCACCGGGCCCCGGGCUCCCCAGUAGACCUGCAGGCCAACUCAUAGGGGACCCAGUUCUGCAGGAUGCCCCUCUUCAGGAGGAGAGCAUGCGGGGUGCCCCGCAGAUGGCCACCCUCCAAUUGCCUCUGAGCUCGGCAUCUCCCUUCAAGGACAUGAUUCUGUGCUUCUCUGAGGAGGACUGGUCCCUGCUGGACCCUGGCCAGACCGGCUUCUACGGGGAGUUCAUCAUUGGGGAGGACUGCGGAGUCUCUGUGACACCCUACGACCCAGCUGCCCAGCCAGACCUCUCCCUGGGGGAAGAGCUGCCAGAGUUGCAUGCAAAGGAAGCUCCCCAGGAUUCCUCAAUGGAUGUUGUGGCCUUGCAGCCCUCUGAAGUGGACGAAAGGAACCGUGAGGACCUGCAAGUGCCAGAAUCCCAGGCCUUCCAGCAGGCGGCACUUCCUCCAGACUCCGACCCAGCUGCAGGUGGCCCACAGACCCUAGAGAACGGCCAGGAGGAGCAGGAGGAGGUGACCAUCGAGAUUGUGCUGUCCAGCUCUGGGGAUGAGGACUCCCAGCACGGCCCCUACUGCGGGGAGGAGCCUCCCAGCCCCACCGAGCCACCGCUGCGCCGGAGGGCCGAGGCACCCACCUCCCAGAAGAGCUAUGUGUGCCCUUCCUGCGGCAAGGCCUUCCGCUGGAGAGUCAACUUCCUGCGGCACCUGCGCAGCCGCAGGGACCAGGACUCGCCGCACGUGUGCCCGGAGUGUGGCGAGGUGCUAGGUGAGGGCCAGGACCUGGAUGGGCAUCUAGAGGCCCACGGGGCCCAGAGGCCAUUCCGCUGCAGUGCCUGCGGGAAGAGCUUCCGCCUCCACUCGCAUCUGCUCUCCCACCGGCGGAUCCACCUGCUGGAGCCUGAGAAGCCACAAGAGGCAGGGCGGGACUACGCAUGCCGGGACUGCAAGCGCACGUUCCUGCGCCAGGACCACUUGGCUCGGCACCGCAGCCACACGCACCGGCGGGACGCGCUGCACCCUUUCCAGUGCCGCUACUGCGUCAAGAGCUUCACACAGAACUCAGACCUCCUCCGCCAUGAGCGCAUGCACAUGAGGCAGCGCUCCAAGCAGGCCCUGAACUCCUACUGAGGGAUCCCAGAUACCACCCCUCCCUGAAGCUGGCCCUGCAGGAGCCAACCGAAUGCCAUGGUCCCUGGACCGGCAGAGGGCUUGGCUGGGCCACUCCCAGCCUGCUCUGCACACGGGCCCCUGGGUCCAGGGUGGCUACUGUCCCGUGUGUAGCAUGUCCUCAGGAGGCACUCUUAGCUGGGAGCCCCAGGCCCUAGUCCCCUGUGAUGUAUGUGGGGGGUGGGCUCCCAAGGAAGAUAUUGGUCCUCACCUGUGCUGGGCACCUAUCUCAGAACACUGCCUGCCCCGAGAGUUUUGGGGUGGAGCUGAGCCCCCCUGGGCUUUGCCUGAAGUUGCUGUGAGUGGCAGGAAUGUCUGGCACUGCCCAGGGUCAGGCCCUCAGCAGGGCUGAACAUUCCUAGGGGCCGGAGGGAGGAUCCCUGAUUGGGCCAGCCAAGAGCAGUGACAUGGUUAAAAGUUGGCAUUGCCACUUCCUGGAGACGGAUGGGAGGGGGAGGAGCUGGGCCCUAGCAGCAGGUUGAAGUGCCCUGUGACAUCUAGAAGAUUCUAUAGGUGCAGCAGCUGCUGGGGGGUGUUGAUAGGGGGUCCUCACACCCAGAACCACAUGGUCAGAAUAAAUGGCCAAGGCUCAUGGUUUUU
Molecule: messenger RNA, 2395 nt
Organism: Ochotona curzoniae (black-lipped pika)
Lineage: Eukaryota; Metazoa; Chordata; Mammalia; Lagomorpha; Ochotonidae
Gene: ZNF496
Product: zinc finger protein 496
Exons: 8
Coding region: 137-1756 (539 amino acids)
Biological process (GO): regulation of transcription by RNA polymerase II
Molecular function (GO): RNA polymerase II cis-regulatory region sequence-specific DNA binding; DNA-binding transcription factor activity, RNA polymerase II-specific
Source: RefSeq, a predicted model, not a curated record